This is a messenger RNA of Oncorhynchus keta (chum salmon), 3544 nucleotides long. Its product is annotated as zinc finger protein ZFP2-like. Bases 238 to 1800 code for a protein of 520 amino acids. Gene Ontology annotation, cellular component: nucleus. Gene Ontology annotation, molecular function: DNA-binding transcription factor activity, RNA polymerase II-specific; RNA polymerase II cis-regulatory region sequence-specific DNA binding. NCBI's taxonomy places the organism in Eukaryota, Metazoa, Chordata, Actinopteri, Salmoniformes, Salmonidae. The transcript is spliced from 2 exons. Gene Ontology annotation, biological process: central nervous system development; regulation of transcription by RNA polymerase II. The record is from RefSeq and is a predicted model, not a curated record.
UCCUUCAACAACAGCUAGUCAGACACCUCGGUAGCUUUCUAGCAAACAUAGCUACAACAUUCACGUUCUUUACACUGUUUUGGUGUAUAUUAGUCGCUGUGUAUUAAACACACUUCUGUCGUAUGUACUUGUUGGCCCAUUUAAUUAUAUAUUUACGUUGUUUGUCAGCUAGCUGGUUUGUUAAGUUAGCUUAGAAGUAAGCUAGUCGCUAAUGCUAGCUAGCUAACAUCCCCGACCAUGAGUUCACUAAGCUACUCUCCUCCUGAUAAAGAAGAGGAGGUCUGCUGGACGGAGAAAGAAGCUCUUGUCAAAGAGGAGGAGGAAGAGGUGGAUGUUACAAUACAAAAACAAGUAGAGGGUGAGGCUGUUACAGUGAAAGAAGAAGAGAAAGACGUUUCAGUGAAAGAAGAGGAAGACGCGGUCAGAGUGAAAGAGGAGGAUGUUACAGUAAAAGAAGAGGAGGAUUCCGUUUUUGGAGUGAAGAAGGAAGGGGAGAUGACUGUCACAUCGAAAAAGGAGGAAGAGGAAACUGGAUAUCUGAGCCCGGUUUCCCAAACGCAUAUUAAGACAUUCAAUGGUUCUUACGACGAACGGGCCCUGAUUAACACUAGAGAGAGCGGUGACUAUCGUGUAUCUUCUGGGGAUCCUCAACAACAACAUGAUGCUGACGAGGCAGAGAAAAGUCUAUCCAGAUCAGGACUCCUCAAAAAACACCAGCAGAGACCCACAGGGAAGAAAUCUUACUGCAAAUCGACAUCAGAACUUAAAAUACACCAGUGUGUACACAAUGGAGAGACAUCUCACUGCAGCUCUGACUGUGGGAAAAGAGUCACCUCUUCAGUAGACCUUAAAAUACACCAGAGAACACACACAGUAGAGAAAUCUUAUGUCUGUGAUCAAUGUGGGAAGAGUUUUACUGAGUCACGCAUCCUGAAAUCACACCAGAGAACACACACAGGAGAGAAAUCUUAUGGCUGUGAUCAAUGUGGAAAGAGAUUUACUCAACCAGACAGCCUGAUAGUGCACCAGAGAAUACACACAGGAGAGAAACCUUACAGCUGUUAUCAAUGUGGGAAGAGUUUUACAACAUCAAGCCAUCUAAUUGUACACCAGAGAACACACACAGGAGAGAAACCUUAUGGCUGUGAUGAAUGUGGGAAGAAAUUUACUGCAUCAAACGCCUUGACAGUGCACCAGAGAGUACACACAGGAGAGAAACCUUAUAGCUGUAGUCAAUGUGGGAAGAGUUUUACUCAACCAGACAGCCUGAUAGUGCACCAGAGAAUACACACAGGAGAGAAACCUUAUAUCUGUUAUCAAUGUGGGAAGAGUUGUACUACAUCUAGCCAUCUAAUUGUACACCAGAGAACACACACAGGAGAGAAAGCUUUUACCUGUGAUCAAUGUGGGAAGAGUUUUGGUACAUCUAGCCAUCUAAUUGUACACCAUAGAACCCACACAGGAGAGAAACCUUAUAGCUGUGGUCAAUGUGGGAAGAGUUUUGGUCAAUCUGGCCAUCUGACAGUGCACCAGAGAAGACACACAGGAGAGAAACCUUAUAGCUGUGGUCAAUGUGGGAAGAGUUUUGGUCAAUCUGGCCAUCUGACAGUGCACCAGAGAAGACACACAGGAGAGAAACCUUAUAGCUGUGGUCAAUGUGGGAAGAGUUUUGGUACAUCUAGCUAUCUGACUAUACACCAGAGAACACAUACAGGGGAGAAACUUUAUAGCUGUGAUCAAUGUGACAAGAAAUUCUCUGAUAAAAGACAUCUGAUCAAACAUCAGAAAAUACAUACAUGAAGGAAUUGUUUCAUGAUAUCAAUUAAAUAUCCCACCUAGCAAAAUGUAAUUGAAAAGAAGACUAUGCUCGAAGUCCAAUAUUCUUUCGAUGGUAGUUGAAAAUAUGUAUUUUCGGGUCGUUGUUUUUCAAUGACUUGAAAGCAACUUCAUUUCAAAGUACAUGCAGCCUAUACACAUGGACGCAGUAUAAUACAUUGGUUUAUAAUCAAUUUUAUUAACAAGCUUACAUCACUCCAGUAUUUAUUGACAACAUUCAAGUGCUAAUUGUCUUUAUUCCACUACUGAAGAAGCAUGUUUUAUUAUUAUUGCCACUACAUAUUAACAAAGGGGUGUACAUUUGGUUUUGAUAUUUCAUAUUUACAAUUCAUGUAACAUUUAGUCAUAAUUAUUUAUGCAACCAACUGACAAUGUUUGGGUACAAUUAUAUUGACAUUGUUACCUUGCUUUCGUAAUGUCAGGGUUAAUUCUCAGAUGUGCCAACCCAAAUCUACUAGACGAACAUUGGGGACUGGACCCCAAUCCAACAACAUGCCUAUUGAGUGAACCCUGAAAAGAGAGAGAAGCUACACAGUGAGGUGGGAAGUUACUACGGAUAUCGCAGGAGUUUCCUCUUGAAAUCAGACAUGUCCGUGGUAAGGACAACUUGGUUUCUGAUUGUCUCAAGGGUUGGCAGUCAAAAAUAUUUGUGUUGUGCAUUUAACCAGUGUGUUAUCUUGGAUCACAAUUUAUUUUGACACGCUUUUCCGUGUUGGAGAUGAGUUUUAUCUCUUAUUCUUUUCUGUAUUUUUUGGAAACUGCACUGUUGGUUAGGGGCUCGUAAAUACGAGUUCCAGUGUUGUAUCCGGCGCAUGUGACUAAUACAAUUAGAAUUGAGUUUAGUUUGGGCUAGAAGCUAGUGAGUUUUAGGAUUCUAUGGAAAGAAAAAGGAUAAAAAAUUAUAUGAUUGUAUAUUAUUUAGAAAUACGUGUUUUUUCUUGUUUUUAAUUGUUGACAGCCAGUUGACACUAUGUUUAUAUUGUAGAAGGUGAAGCGUUGUAGUUGAUUAUAAUGAGAAAUGGAAGUUGUUUUUUGUUGUUGGUGAGCAAACGUGUCCAACAAAAAUAUAGGAUAUAUUGGUUGUCUUACAGGGGAAGGGGUUACAGGCUUUGGUUUUUCCGUUUAUAUGUUGAGGUUAGACGUUAGAGUGCAGGAAAGGGGGAUACCGAGUCAUUCAUUUGAAUGCAAUCAAAUGAAAUGUGUCUUCGGUGCACUGAUUGGUGUCACCUCGUUAGCCAGUAUGUGUUACACCUGUCCUGGCUUGUCCAGCUCAUUAGUGGGAAGCUGUUUCACCUGAGCUGGUCCAGGUUCUGUUUGCCUCUUGGGCAGAUUUAGUGAGUCUCAUGGUGGUUGUCUUUUAGGUCUCAGUUGUUGUUACUAGUCAACUUUCAGUGGACACUGUGAGUGUCUUUCAGAACCCCUUAUAUUUGGGGGUUGGAUAUUGCAUCCAAUUAAUAUUUUAAUAAAUUGCAUUCCCUCAUUAGUUGUUCAUUUGUCAGUCUUCUAUUUUUUAUCCUCAUGUUUGUGUACUAAAUAUUUAUUUUCAUAGUUUUUUAUUAUUUUUUUUUCCAUUAUGUUGUAUCCUGUCUGAAAUGUGCUGUAUAAAUAAAGCUUGAUUUGAACAAAUUAAUCCAAUGAACAAUCAACAGACUCUUGGUCCAUCUUAGUAUGAAAAACAGUAUCACUUUUCCAGCCUGUUGAAGGUGUG